Molecule: messenger RNA, 2830 nt
Organism: Daucus carota subsp. sativus
Lineage: Eukaryota; Viridiplantae; Streptophyta; Magnoliopsida; Apiales; Apiaceae
Product: protein OCTOPUS
Exons: 2
Coding region: 170-2272 (700 amino acids)
Cellular component (GO): plasma membrane
Source: RefSeq, a predicted model, not a curated record
UAGCAUGAGUCACUCUUCUGGUGUUUAUAGCUCAAAGAAGAGUAAGCAAGAAAUCAGAAUAAAAAGACACAAAAACACACUGUCCUUUUAUUACACACAAACACAACAAAACUACAUUCUCACUCACCAUUAACAUGAGACUCGCCCUUUAUUACACACACCACCGGUGAUGAAUCCCAACACCACCGACCCACCACCACCUCAGCCACCGCAACCUCCACGCUCUUCCUUCAGCUGUGACACUCACCCUCUUGAACAAUUCACUGGCUUUUGCCCCUUGUGUCUUUGUGAGCGCCUCACAACACUUGAGCCCUCUUCAUCAGCCUCUUCUUCACGCCCACCAAACACCUCAAAUUCUACUCUUAAGUCCAUUUUCAAGAUCAAUAAAGCAACCCCUUCUUUUUUUCCUGAGCUUAGGAGGUCUCACUCCUUUUCUGCCUCGAAAAACGAGCCUUUUUCUGGGGUUUUUGAGCCACAGAGACACUCUUGUGAUAUUAGGGGGAGAAAAAGUUUUAAUCUUGAGCAAGAUAAGAGUGAGCCCAUUUGCUCACAAGCUCAAAACCAAGGUCUUGAGACUAGGGGUUUGAAAAGUUUGAGUCUUGAGCAAGAAAGUAAUAAGCCCAUUUGCUCACAAGCUCAGAAUCAGGUUCUUGAUAUAAAGGGUAGAAAAAGUUUGAGUCUUGAGCAAGAAAAUAAUAAGCCCAUUGGCCUACAAGCUCAAAAUCAAGGUCUUGAGAUAAGGGGAAGGAAAAGUUUGAGUCUUGAGCAAGAAAAUAAUAAGCCCAUUUGCUCACAAGCUCAAAAUCAAGGUCUAGAGAUAAAGGGUAGAAAAAGUUUUAAUCUUGAGCAAGAUUGCAAUAGGCCCAUUUGUUUGCAAGCCCAAAAUCCAGUUCUUGAAAUUGAAGAUCAAGAAAAUGAUGAAAUUACAGUAUUGGAGGAUGAUUUGAAUGUAAUUUCUUCGAAUACUAUUAGUUCUGCUGUUACUAGUGAGGAAAUUGUGGUGGAGAAGAGUAUUAAAGAUCAUAUAGAUCUUGAUUCGCAACCGAAGAAGUCAUCUGGCAUGAAGUUCUGGUCAGCAGCUUCAGUUUUUAGUAAGAAAUGGCAAAAAUGGAUGAGGAAAGAGACGAAAAAGGGGAGGAGUGGAAAUGGCUCUUCUGGCUUAGCUACAUUGCCUGUUGAGAAGCCUAUUUCGAGGCAAUUACGAGAGACUCAAUCAGAGAUCGCAGAUUAUGGAUUUGGUAGGCGAUCUUGCGAUACUGAUCCAAGGUUUUCGCUUGAUGUGGGUCGAAUGUCGUUUGAUGAUCCAAGAUACUCUUUUGAAGAGCCUAGGGCUUCUUGGGAUGGUUAUUUGAUCGGAAAGAAUUUUUCCCGGCUUCCUCCUAUGGUGGAAGAUGAUCCUGUGGUUAGUGUAUCGAGAACUGAUACUGAUAUUCCGGUAGUAGAGGAUACAUUUGUUGGGAAUGGUUUUGGGAAUGGAGAUGAGGAUGUGCCUGGUGGUUCUGCUCAGACUAGGGAUUAUUACUUAGAUUCUUCAUCGAAGAGGAGAAAAAGUCUUGAUAGGUCUGGUUCGCUUAGGAAGACUGCUGCAUUUGCAGAUAUUGAUGAUGUGAAGGUGGUUUCUAAUGCUAAAGUGACACCUGCAGUCAUAGAUUAUGUCAAUGGGGGAAGAGAGUUGAAUGGGGAUAGACAUUUGAGGGAGUUAAAUCUAAAUUCUCUGAGAGAUGAUUGUUCGGGGACAUUUGAAUUGGGAUCUAGAGAUAAUGCCUCGGUUAUCGGGAACAAUGGGGAGGGAAAAGAGUCGAAAAAGUCGAGGAGGUGGAAUUGGAAAAUUUUGGGAUUUAUACUCCCUCGUGGAGGGAAUAAGGAGGAGGAUGGUGAAAGGGGCAAUAGUAGACCAAGUAGGUUUGAGAGGUCACUCUCAGGGUCUUGGCAAGAGCUUAGGAGGGAUGGUAACAGAGAGGGUAAGGGGGCUUUUGAUAGGAAGGCAUUUCGUAGUAAUAGUAGUGUGAGCUGGAGGAACUCUUAUAAUGUGGCUGGAUCGUUUGGUAGUAUGAGGAAAUCAAGUAUUGAGGUUAAUGGGAACGGGAAGAAGAAGAAAGAAGAGUUUGUCUUGGAGAGGAAUCAAAGUGCGAGAUAUUCAACUAGUGACAUUGAUAAUGGCCUCUUACGUUUUUACUUGACACCAUUGAGAGGAAGUCGAAGGGGUGGACUAGGAAAAAGUAGGUCUAGCAACUCUCAAUCAAUUGCUAGAAGCGUUCUGCGGCUCUACUAGAUCCAAGCAGAUUUCAGGAUUAGCAAUUUAUGCACUCCCCAUCACUGAAAGGCGGAGGGAUUAUGCUGAAGUUUAUAUAAUAUAGUACGGGAACCUUUGGAAAUAAACCAAUUUGCACAAACAAACACACGGGAACUAGAGGAUUCAUCAGAACAAACACAAUCCCCCACCCCCCGGAGCUAAUGGGGAUGUGUAACUUCUCAAAUAGUUUUUUUCCGAGUAUGCCUGCAGACUUACUUAUCCCUGAAAAUGCUUUACUCGAUCAUGUUAGCAAUCAAGCAUUACUUGCUUAAGGUAGGCUGAAUGGAUGUGUGGUAUCUCUGAAGCUUUACAAAGGAAGAUGCAAAUGUUGUAAGAAGCUAGAUUACAGAUGUCCUGCGAGCCAGUAACUAAUCUAGUUCCAUCUUUUAUUUGUUUCUUACUUUCUUUUUUACUUGGGGGUCUGUAAUUGUAAUUGGUAUAUGAUAAAUGUAUGAGUUAUUCGAAUGAACACUGUUAUUGGUUUUGGUUCCUUUGUCUUGUAAAGUCUGCAAGGAAAUAACUAGCUUUUUUUUUGUU